This is a messenger RNA of Trichoderma gamsii, 1731 nucleotides long. RefSeq lists its product as hypothetical. Bases 1 to 1731 code for a protein of 576 amino acids. Gene Ontology annotation, molecular function: DNA-binding transcription factor activity, RNA polymerase II-specific; zinc ion binding. The record is from RefSeq and is a predicted model, not a curated record. Gene Ontology annotation, biological process: regulation of DNA-templated transcription. The transcript has a single exon. Lineage: Eukaryota; Fungi; Ascomycota; Sordariomycetes; Hypocreales; Hypocreaceae.
AUGAGUAACAGAGCAGCACAAGCUUGCGACGGAUGCAGGGUGCGAAAGGUGAAAUGCAAUAGCACGCAGCCGUGCUCUCAGUGCUCGCAUCUGGGCCUCGGGUGCAUCUACUCGCCGUCGACCAAGCGCAAGCCCAGCGUGCGCAACCGGCUGGUCACGCAGCUCCGCAACAAGUCCAACAUAGCGGCCUCGGGCCAUGGCCUGAACAUUGCCGCUUCGCCGUCUGACUAUCCCGAGAGGCCGGGCCCAUCGGUCACGUCCAUCGCCGGCAUCGUGAACCCGGAUCAAGAUGGUGUGGCCUCUGCCGGCAUUGCUGCUAUAGCCAUUGCUGCUGCUGGUGCUGCUGGCAAUGGUGGGUAUGCGUUGGGCACUGGUAUGGGUGUUGGAGCUGGUGUUGGUGUUGGUGCAGAGACGCCGCCUCCUCCUCCGGCAUGGGACGCCCGCACCUUUACCACGGGCUUCUUCAUCGGCAUGCUGGCCAAGUACGAGGAGCAGGUGUAUCCUGCCAGCCCCAUCAUCACCAGCUACGAGGUCCGCCAGUCCAUUGGCAGCAUGCACGCCGACCUCGACGACGCCGCCUUUGUCUAUGCGGUGGGAGCAGUGACCAUCCAUCUGACGACGCCCACGGUGCAGGGCGAGGCCGGUGCCAAGAUGACGGAGCUGAUCCGACUGAGUCUCAGUGCGUACAGGCGGGCACAGGCGGUGGUUGACGACGUCCACAAUGCCCGGCCGAUGGACGUGCGGACCACGUUCCGCCGCAUCAUGACGUGCGUCUUCCUGGCCGUGGCCAUGAUGGCCUUUGGCCGCCUCGACCGCUGCUUCGCCAUGCUGCGCGAGGCCCUGACGAUGGUGCAGAUGAUCCAGGUCCAGCAGUGCUCGCACAGCGCCGUGCCCCUGGAGCCGCGCGACGUGCCCAAGUUCCACCGGAUAUACUGGCAGGUCUUCAUCCACGAGCGCUUCCUGACGAUCCUCGCCGGCUAUCCAAGCAUCAUGACGCCGCUGCCCACGGGCCUGCCAGCGCGGGACCCGGCCAUCCCCGCCCACAUCGACGUUGGCUUCAACCGUCUGAUCCGCCUGUUCCAGCUCCUGGACGGGCCUCUGCUGCUGUACUGGAGCGCCCAGCAGAACCCGGCGCAGCCCGUGGCUGGCGUGACCCUUCAGUGGAUCGAGGGCAAGCAGGCCCAGCUGGAUCAAGACGAGGCCGGCGCGUCAGAGGCCGAGCAGGGCCUGAUUGACAGCGGCCGGGGCACCUUUACGGAGCUGCAGCACGUCGAUCUGCUGGUGACCCGGCUCUGGAUGCGCUCGCUGCUUUGGCAGUACGGCUUGAUGCACCGGCUCUUCCGCUCGGCGCCGCAGCGCGAGGACCUAGCCAUCCAUCUGCAGGUAUAUCGGCUCUCCGCGCAGCUGCGGAGCCUGGUGAGCCAGCUCGAGAGCAUCUCCACCGUCGUCACAUACAGCAUCGGCCUGGUGCACAAGGUCUUUGAAAUCACCAGCACCAUGGCGGACGUGCUGGCGCUGCCGCUCAGCUAUGGCCAGACCGAAGAAGACGUGAGGCGGCGUAUACACGAUUUUGUCUUUCUGGUGCGUUUCCUGUUUAGUUUCGAGCGAGCGGAGCGGGAGCAGCGAGAUUAUCUGCGAGAGAGACUGGACGGGCUUCAGCAGCAGUACACCAUUGUCAACUUUGCUGAUAUGGUUGGGUUGAAUCCAAUGGUACACGGAGCAUACCACUGA